Nerophis ophidion (straightnose pipefish) is the source of this 614-nucleotide messenger RNA. RefSeq names its product histone H2A. Gene Ontology annotation, molecular function: structural constituent of chromatin; DNA binding; protein heterodimerization activity. Lineage: Eukaryota; Metazoa; Chordata; Actinopteri; Syngnathiformes; Syngnathidae. Bases 33 to 416 code for a protein of 127 amino acids. The transcript has a single exon. The record is from RefSeq and is a predicted model, not a curated record. Gene Ontology annotation, cellular component: nucleosome.
CUGAACCGAUACUACCACAUCUCACCUAAAUCAUGUCUGGACGUGGCAAAACCGGCGGCAAGGCAAGAGCCAAGGCCAAGACCAGGUCCUCCCGUGCCGGACUGCAGUUCCCAGUGGGUCGCGUCCACCGUCUGCUCCGCAAAGGCAACUACGGCGAGCGUAUCGGCGCCGGUGCUCCUGUCUACCUGGCAGCAGUGCUGGAGUAUCUGACCGCUGAGAUCUUGGAGUUGGCGGGGAACGCAGCCCGUGACAACAAGAAGACCAGAAUCAUCCCCCGUCAUCUUCAGCUGGCUGUCCGCAACGACGAGGAGCUCAACAAACUCCUGGGAGGUGUCACCAUCGCCCAGGGCGGUGUGUUGCCUAACAUUCAGGCUGUUCUGCUGCCCAAGAAGACCGAGAAGGCUGCCAAGAAGUAAAUUACUACACGUUCUAAACUCUACAAAGGCUCUUUUAAGAGCCACACACUAUCUCUGUAAAGAGCAAUGAAACCAUUCUCUAUUGCAAGUUUAAUUACUCAGGUCAUACUAUAGUAAUGACACACUUUUAAACGAGUACCGGAAUCAGUAGUUGUUAUUACUCAGGUUAUACUAUGGUAAUGACACACUUUUAAACGA